CUGCCUGUGACGUCUUUAGAAGCCAUCGAAGCGAAUACAUCCAAGAUGCACGUUGCACGCCCGCCUGCUGAGAGAGUCUAGGCACACACGAGCGAUAGUGGGGUAGUUCCCAAAAGGCUGUCAUGACUAUGGCGGGCUGGACCAUGGACGUGGCACUGAGCCGCAAACGCUCGCGCCUGGCCCUCGAAGAUGACGAGGAUCUGCCACCAAAGAGGGAGCCGUCGCCUGCGCCAUCUCCGUUUGGAGACACUCUGAAGAAAUCAAAGACACAGUGCGAGCUGGAGGAGCUGGAAAUCAUACGCCCGGAAGAUGCGUGGACCGUCGAUGUAGACGCCAUACUAGCCAGCAAUGUGCUCGCGGCGCCACCGGAUAGUAAGCUACAGGCACAUAAUAACUGGGCCAGAUACCAACGGGGCCAGUCGAUAACGGUACUGUGCGUGCAAGGUAAUGUUCAGAUACACUAUGAGCUGUUAUGCUCGGCCUUGCCAGACCUCUAUAAACUCUCGCCCUCACUCCAAGCCCUUGUUCUCUGCCAUGACCCUUCUACACAUCGCCUCUCUCCAUCUGCACCCUUUUCGCUCCCUUUGGUACAGGCUGCCACCACAUCCAACAACCAUUUUGUCCGGCUGGGUCUCUUGCAUCCUCUAGGCGGAGGAAAGUUCCCAUUAGAUGCGCUCGUUGUCCUGGAUAGAAAUGCAAAGAGGAGGCUGGUGUUGCCAUUUGGAUGGGGCGCUGGCAAACAUGCGGGCACGCCUGCGGGCCGGAGUAUACAGAUGACACUGAUGCGCUUACUGAGAAGUUGCGUUGAGCAAUUGCAGCAGGAAAGCUGAUAUUACAGAGAUUUCAAAGAAUAUCACGUGCCCCCUUUUGGCACACCGUUCAAAUCUAUACUGACUCUGGACCCGUAAUGCUCAGUUGUGAAGGAAUUG
Messenger RNA from Bipolaris sorokiniana ND90Pr, 929 nucleotides. RefSeq lists its product as uncharacterized. Lineage: Eukaryota; Fungi; Ascomycota; Dothideomycetes; Pleosporales; Pleosporaceae. The record is from RefSeq and is a predicted model, not a curated record. The coding region runs from base 123 to 830 and encodes 235 amino acids. The transcript has 3 exons.